AUGGAUAAUCACAGAAAGAUGAUGGACGCACUGCGUAAAGAUCGAGAAGUUCGUUACUUGGCCAGCGAGAUUAGAAAGUAUGAUGAAGAAGACGUAGAAGAAGAACUCAAGUCGUUGAAAAUUAGUACGAAGGGAAAUAAGGCGAUUCUAAGAGAUCGCUUGUUAAGAGCCGAAAUUUUACGAGCCGGUUUGAGCGAGACAGUGCCGUGGUAUGAAUGGGACAAUGGUGGCGUUAUCCCAACUGACUCCGAGGAGGCGCUGACGGCGAUCCUCAACCACAAGAAAAGUAAAUCCAGAACGAGUAGUAAACGAGAUAAAAAAGAAGUGAUCGCCGAGUCUGCCUCACAAUCAGAAAUUGAGACUGGCAAGGAAACCGAGUAUGAAGCCGGUGAUGAAAGCCUCGAAGAAAUUGUUAACUCUUCAGUGAGACAAAUACAAGCUCUGUCGAGCCUCACUUCCACAGACGAUGGAACGCCCGGUUUUGGAUGCCCGUUAACAGUAUCAAAUCAGCUCCAACAACUCAUUUCUGCACGAGUACUCAGCGCUCUUCAGGGAUCAUCGAGUUAUGCUACCAGCCAGAAGUCGAUAAAUCCCACAUCUCUACUAUUCGUCAAUAAAACCACUAGAGCUCAGCCAGAAGUCGUGCCAGUGUCCCGUCUUGCCUCCAGCCCAACACUCGACUCUAACGAGGGAGCUCAAAAUUUUAUGGGGAUUUGGCCUUAUGCAGAAACCAUUAGGAACUCCGUCCAGCCCAAUACGGGAACAAUUAAGGAAAGUAGCACGCUGAGAAGAUCGAUAUCAGACGAUGGGAAAUUCACGAGACAAGUACAAGAGUGGGAAUUAAGAACGCCGAAGUCGAAAAACAGACCUCACGUUCAACCGACUAACUUAGAGUCAGCGCUCAACGAAACUAAGGAUGUAGAAAGGAAGAAGCCGACAGAACCGUGUGCCAUUAAUCAGCCUAGAAGAAGAAAAAUCACAGUGCAAAACCCUGGGUUGCCCUGGUUCGCCAGAGGAGCUUCUAAGAAGCCGGCAUCACAGCCGAGAGCCAAGAAAUCAUCUGAUAGUAGUAGUGAUAGCGAAGAAGAUAGUAGCAGUGACGAAUCGGGAAAAGAAGAGUCGAAGAACGGAGCCCUAGGUAAGACUCCUACAAAGGCCCUAGACACCAAGAGCAAACAACCAACUCGAGAGAGUCUGAAGAAAGAGAAGUCCAAGAAGAAACAGACCAAAAGAGACAGCUCGAGUAGUAGCUCCGACAGCAGUGACAGCCUUAGCAGCCAAGAGAACGACUUCGAUAGCUCCUCAAGUUCUGACCGCCACGAAAAACGGAAAACAAAAAGCUGCAAGAAGAAAUCGUCCUGA
Molecule: messenger RNA, 1362 nt
Organism: Nasonia vitripennis (jewel wasp)
Lineage: Eukaryota; Metazoa; Arthropoda; Insecta; Hymenoptera; Pteromalidae
Product: nucleolin 2-like
Exons: 1
Coding region: 1-1362 (453 amino acids)
Source: RefSeq, a predicted model, not a curated record